Molecule: messenger RNA, 3028 nt
Organism: Merops nubicus (carmine bee-eater)
Lineage: Eukaryota; Metazoa; Chordata; Aves; Coraciiformes; Meropidae
Gene: SGSM2
Product: small G protein signaling modulator 2
Exons: 22
Molecular function (GO): GTPase activator activity
Source: RefSeq, a predicted model, not a curated record
GUAAAGCAGAUCAUGGAAGAAGCUGUCACACGGAAGUUUGUACAUGAAGACAGCAGCCACAUCAUCGCCUUAUGUGGCGCGGUGGAGGCCUCUCUGCUGCACAUGCUGAGGCGCAGGGCCGCCGGCUUCCUGCGCACCGACAAGGUGGCCGCGCUCUUCACCAAGGUGGGCAAGACCUACGCGGUGGCCGGGGACAUCUGCAGGAGGGUGCAGGAGCUGCAGCAGCAGGUGGAGAGCAGGAAAAAUCAGCCAAAUGGGCAGGAGCCCCUCAAGAGGCAGGGAUCAACCACAAGCAAAGCACCCGUCCUGACACCUCAGGCCAUCAAACACAUCUGGGUUCGGACAGCAUUGAUUGAGAAAGUGCUCGACAAGAUUGUGCAGUAUAUUGUUGAUAACUGCAGUAAAUAUUAUGAAAAAGAAGCUUUACUGGCAGAUCCUGUUUGUGGCCCAAUACUGGCUUCUCUUCUGGUUGGACCGUGUGCUCUGGAGUACACCAAGCUGAAAACAGCAGACCACUAUUGGACAGACCCCUCGGCAGACGAGCUCGUUCAGCGGCACCGGAUCCACGGGGCACACGGCCGGCAGGACUCCCCUUCGAAGCGCCCAGCCCUGGGAGUCCGGAAGCGCCACUCCAGCGGGGGUGCGGAGGAUCGCGGCGCGGCGGCGGCCAGGGAGUACGUGGAGUCCCUGCACCAGAACUCCCGGACACACCUCCUCUACGGGAAGAACAACGUCUUAGUCCAGCCGAAAGAUGACUUGGAGGCAAUUCCUGGGUAUCUUUCCCUUCAUCAGUCAGCAGAUAGCUUGACAUUAAAGUGGACUCCAAAUCAGCUGAUGAAUGGAACCCUUGGAGAUUCUGAGCUGGAGAAAAGUGUUUUCUGGGACUACGCGCUGAUAGUGCCGCUCAGCCAGAUCGUCUGCAUCCACUGCCAUCAGCAAGCAGAAAGCAGAUGGACAUUAGUCUUGGUGAGCCAGGAUGGAACUCAGAGACCUCCACUGCACUUCCCCCAAGGAGGUCACCUCCUCGCGUUUCUCUCCUGCCUGGAAAACGGUCUCCUGCCUCGUGGUCAGCUGGAACCACCACUCUGGUCCCAACAGGGCAAGGGUAAGGUAUUUCCAAAGCUUCGAAAACGGAACAGCAACAAGUCAGUGGAGCUAGAGGAAAUGUCAGCUGAAGACACUUCCACAGACUAUGUGUUCAGAAUUAUCUAUCCAGGACACAGGCAUGAUAACAUAACUAUUAACUACCACCACUUAGCUGCCAGCCGUUCUACCUCUGUUGACGAUGAUGAGGAGGAGGAAGAUAAGCUACACGCAAUGCUAUCAAUGAUCUGCUCUCGGAACCUCACAGCUCCUAAUAGGAUGAAAGACACCAGUGAAAUGAUAGAGAUGCAAGGCUUUGGGGCAAACUUGCUUUCGUGGCAGCUGGAGCACUGCAGCCAAGGCUCCUCGUGUCUCUCCUGCUCCACAGGCAGCUCUCCCUAUGACAUACCCAGCUGCUGCAGCAGCAUCCACGACAGAACUCCAUUAAAGAUGCUGUGUGAAAGCAUGAAGAGGCAAAUAGUUUCCAGAGCCUUUUAUGGAUGGCUGGCCUACUGCCGCCACCUCUCCACGGUGCGGACCCACCUCUCGGCCCUGGUCAACCACACCAUCGUGCCCCCCGACAGGCCCUCCAGUGCCACGGGGGGCCUCACCAAGGAGCUCUGGAGCAAGUACCAGAAGGACAAGAAGAACUACAAGGAGCUGGAAUUGCUGAGAAGAGUUUACUACGGCGGGGUUCAGCACGAGAUUCGGAAGGAAGUGUGGCCAUUCUUGUUAGGCCACUAUAAAUUUGGCAUGGCCAAGAAGGAAAUGGACCAGGUGGACGAAGACGUCGCUCUCCGGUACCAGAAGGUCAUGGCUGAGUGGAAGGCCUGCGAGGUCGUUGUGAAGCAGCGGGAGAAGGAAUCUCACUCUGCCACGCUGGCCAAGUUUUCCUCGGGCAGCAGCAUCGACAGCCACGUCCAGAGGCUGAUCCACAGGGACUCCACCAUCAGCAACGAUGUCUUUAUAUCUGUUGAUGAAGCAGACCCUGUGGAGCAGGGCCCCAGGGGCCAGGACGACCCCCCUCUCACCCUGCUGGCCGCCGACACGCCGGGCGGGGCGGCUGCAGAGCAGCAGUCUGUGGAGUUCGACUCCCCCGACUCUGGGCUGCCCUCCUCAAGGAACUACUCCGUGGCCUCAGGCGUCCUGUCCAGCAUCGAUGACGGGCAGAGUGUCUCCUUUGAGGAUGGGGCUGAAGAAGAAGCUGGCCCUGACGUGGAGAGGACGGAUGCGGACGCCCCGCGCGUGCCGAAAGCCAAGCCCGCGGUGCUGCAGGCCCAGGAGCCCCCGGCAGCAGAGCAGCUCUGUCCCCAGGCAGAUGAUUUAAUGGACGUUGCUUCUGUCUGUGCUGCCUCCUACACGAUCGAGCUAUUGGACACUGUUGCCUUAAAUUUGCACAGAAUUGAUAAAGAUGUGCAGAGGUGUGAUCGGAACUACUGGUACUUCACUGCUGAUAACCUGGAGAAGCUCCGCAAUGUCAUGUGCAGUUAUGUUUGGGAGCACCUAGAAGUUGGGUAUGUUCAAGGCAUGUGUGACCUCCUGGCUCCUUUGAUGGUUAUACUUGACAAUGAUCAACUGGCUUACAGCUGCUUCAGCCACCUGAUGAAGAGGAUGAGCCAGAACUUCCCCAAUGGAGGUGCUAUGGACACACACUUUGCCAACAUGCGAUCCCUAAUCCAAAUUCUAGACUCAGAGCUUUUUGAACUGAUGCACCAGAAUGGAGAUUACACUCACUUUUACUUCUGCUACCGCUGGUUCCUGCUCGACUUUAAAAGAGAAUUGUUGUACGAGGAUGUAUUUACAGUGUGGGAAGUUAUUUGGGCAGCAAAGCACAUCUCUUCAGAACAUUUUGUCCUUUUCAUUGCCUUAGCACUUGUGGAAGUUUAUCGAGAAAUUAUCCGCGAUAACAACAUGGACUUCACUGAUAUCAUCAAAUUUUUUAAUG